Messenger RNA from Leptonychotes weddellii (Weddell seal), 687 nucleotides. NCBI's taxonomy places the organism in Eukaryota, Metazoa, Chordata, Mammalia, Carnivora, Phocidae. The record is from RefSeq and is a predicted model, not a curated record.
AUUCCAGGCAUACAGAAAAUUUGGAUGCGAACAUGGGGUUGUUCUCAUAAUAAUUCGGAUGGAGAAUAUAUGGCUGGACAACUAGCUGCUUAUGGAUAUGAAAUUACAGAAAAUGCAUCAGACGCCGAUUUAUGGCUCCUGAAUAGUUGUACCGUUAAAAACCCAGCUGAAGACCACUUUAGAAACUCAAUUAAGAUCCAGACCUGUGCAUCCCACUGCUUCCUGGCCUUCUCUGUUCAGAUGACUCACGGACACCUGCAGGCGUGCGGAAUCCCCGCGCUACAUACCUCACCUCUUCCCCAGCUGCUGUGUCCCCUCCUGUUGCCUGUGCUGUUUGCUUGCACUGUCCUCUCCCAGAUAGUCUGUGAGUUUUCUUUGACUCCUUUACUUCUGAAAUACCUUUUCCUGGGAUGCCAGGGUGGCUCAGGGAACGGUUCUCCUGUUGAAAUCUGGAAUUUCUUGGGCGAACAAUACAUCUGCAGGGUUCGGAUGCGGCCAGGUGUUGCUUAUUCAGUAUUGCAAGCCCAGAAAGAUGAGUUAAUGCUUGAAGGAAAUGACAUCGAACUUGUAUCAAACUCAGCUGCUUUGAUUCAGCAAACCAGAACAGUUAAAAACAGGGGUAUCAGAGAAAUUUUGGAUGGUAUCUAUGUUUCUGAAAAAGGAGCAGUUCAGCAGGCUGAUGAGUAA